GGGGGGGGGGAAGGAAAAACUCUUAAUAGUGGCAUGUUUGAAGAAGAGCAACAAAAACAUCUUCCAAAAAGUUGUUUCCCAGUGCCACUCAGCACAUCAGAGCUUAGACACACACUCAAGUUCUCUGACUGAAAAAUUGGGCUCUUUGCUUAUCACCAUGGUCUCUUAGAGGUCACAAUUUCUUGGGAUUAAGGAACAGUGCAGGAGAUAUUGUAGAAGCAAGGCAGCUUAGUUCUAGUGUCAUUUGGAUAGGCAAUUGGUAGAAAUUGGUGGGAAACCAAUAUCAAAUGACAAGAGACAUUCAGCAAGUCUUCCAUAGAUUCUAUAGGAUUUGUGGUGGCUUGGAUUGCUACCGAUGGAUGACUUGGAAGCACGGUCAAGCACAGCUCCCUUCUGUCAAGUCUUUUAGCAUGGGUGGCAGCCCGUGUAGCUGUUAUCGAAGGCUGAACUUGCUAAAGAUGAGUCUUUGGUCUAGAAGUCUGCGGGAAUGGGGUGUCAGAGGGAGGUGAGUUCCCACUAUUGGAAACAUCCCGGCAGAAGUUGGAUGACUGGUAGGAGAUUGGACAAGUGGCCUCUGGCAUCCCUUAGAACUCUGAGCUUCUAUGACCAUGAGAAUAGGGCACAGUUACAUACUACUGCUUUGCAAGGGUGGAAAGGCAUUAUCUCCUUAAUAGAGCAUUGUAACUGUCCAAUACUGUGUCUCCUGGUGAGGCUGAGCCUUAGGAUGGAAGGGGGCAAUGAAGAAAGCCUGUCCUCAAACAACCCCGCCUUACCGUAAUCGAGGCAAAGUCUGCUAAAUGCAGCUGGUUCCAGUUAGCCUGUAGGAAUACAGACUCAAGCUGUAGGAAGGAACCGGCUCUUGCUGACGGGCCUGAAGCAGCCCCAGAAAGCCCUCCCAAAGCACGGAGUCCUGAUCUCAGUACCUGCCGCUCUCUGGGAGUCCGUCCCUUCCUUGGUCCCUGGGACCCAAGGGCCUGAAAGUGUCCUGCUUCUGCUUUCCGCUGGCCCGGGUCCCUCACGUCCUCCGAGCUCCAUGGAGGGCAUGAAUGCCCCAACACGGCUUUUGACCAAAAAAGCCAACACAAAAUUUGACCAGCGAGGGACAGCCUCUUCCUGAAAUCCCCCGCUCACUUCAAUACAGGAAGUAGAAAUAACUAGACACUGAAAAGGCAGGUCUCAAAGUCUCUUCCCCACUUCACCAGGUCUGUGCUCGGGCUGUUCGGGCCCCGGGGCUGGGCGGGGGAAGCCGAAGGACGUGUCCUGCGGAGUGAAGCUUGGGCCCUCCCUGCCAAGAGAAAGGGGGAGAGUGAGGGGUGAGGAGCGGGGAGGAAGGGGGAAAAGGAUGCGGAUUUCUUCUCGGGGGAAGCCGAGGGGCUGCAGCCUGCUGGAGGGACUCGGAAAGCCCUUCUGAAGUUUGAACUACCCCCAGUGACUUGGUGAGGAUGAUGAAACCGGCGGGGGACCGAGGAGACGGGGACCACCCGGGUCCUGUUCCAGAUAUUGGACAAGGAAAGAAAGAGGAAAAGGCAGAAGAGGAAGGGGAAGGAGAGGAAGAAGACCCUGAAUCCUUUUGGUCAACUGCCCUAAAGACUCGUUUUCCUCGGGGAAUUAGUGUUCUCGAGAAGCUUAUUGCAACCUGCCCAGUCUGGCUGCAGUUGGACAUGGACCGGGACAAGGCAGCUCAGAUCCUACAAGGGGAAACAACUGGGAUCUUCUUAGUCCGGCGGGAAAGUAAUCUCAAGCAUAUGAUCCUCUCGGUCCAGUUCCCUUCCGUAAAUGAAUCUCUUUCUGAUGUGCUGGAAUACAACAUUAAAGAAGAAAAGUCAAUCCUGUACCUGGAAGGAUCCGUUCUCGUAUUUGAGGAUAUCUUCAAACUGAUAGCUUUCUACUGUGUCAGUAGAGAUUUGCUGCCUUUCACCUUAAGACUGCCUCAGGCGAUUUUGGAAGCCAACAGCUUUAAAGAACUGGAAACCAUCUCUAACCUGGGACUAGGUUUCUGGGACUCAUCUCUAAAUCCUCGGAGAAGGAGAGAUACCACAGGGGAGCUCCCAAAGGGCUCAGCUCCGACUGCCCCCCCAGCCACCAGCCUCAGGUCUCCACCACGUUAUGCAGACUGCUCGUGUGAAAUUGAGUUGUCAAUAGGAAACGACAGAUUGUGGUUUGUGAAUCCUAUUUUUAUAGAGGACUGCGGCAGCCCACUACCCCCAGAAGAACCUCUCCUUCGAAGCUGCCAGGCCAAUUUGGUUCCCUCUGGUGCUACCUCACCUGUAUCUAGAACUCCUCGAAGGCGCCCGCCCCCUCCCCCUCCUCCUCCUCCUCAUCUCUCUUUGGAUCCUGCAAGUCCUACGAGUCUUCCCCUCUCUUCUGCUGCCCCCCUCUCUCCUCCUGACCCAACUGUGUCUCCCCCUGCCCCCACCAUCUCAUCUGCUGCUCCCCUCUCUCCUUCUGCCUCCACUGUGUCUCCCCCUGCCCCCACCAUCUCAUCUGCUGCUCCCCUCUCUCCUUCUGCCUCCACUGUGUCUCCCCCUGCCCCCACCAUCUCAUCUGCUGCUCCCCUCUCUCCUUCUGCCUCCACUGUGUCUCCCCCUGCCCCCACCAUCUCAUCUGCUGCUCCCCUCCCUCCUCCUCCUCUUACUGUGUCUCCCCCUGCCCCCACUGUCUCAUCUGCUGCGCCCCUUACCCCCACUGUCUCGUCUGCUGCUACCAAUGCCCCCCUCACUCUUGCCGCCCUUUCUCUUUCAUCAGUUCCUCCACCCUGCCUUCCAGCUACUGUGUCCUCUGCACCUACUGCAGAACUUCCUGGAAAAUCCAGCCACCAGCCCAUUACUCCGAGCCCUACGGUCCCGCCCCCUCCUGUGAGCCCAGGCCCUUUGGGGGAAGAAGGUAAAAAGGAGGCAGCGGUACCCAGCCCGGUCCCGAAGCUCCUGGCAUCCAAAAAGAGCACCCGGCCAGCCGUGCCCCCCAGGAGGAGGCUCUCGGAGAGAACUUCGCUGGAAGAGAGCGGCAUUAUGAAGACUGAAAGGGGGGAUGAGAUUGAAGGGCUGAGGUGGGAAGAAAGACAGCAGAGUUAUUCCCGAAGCAGCCCCAGCAGCCUUUCACUCCAAAAAGCAACAGGUGCUCCCAGGAAAGCGGUGGAACAAGUCUUCCAGGGGGAGGGACCCACCAAAGUCAGCGGCAUCGGCCUGGGCAUACAGAGCCGGCCAGAGCCACAGAAGAGUAAACAGCCUCCUGUCCCACCGCCGAGGAAGAAGCGGAUAUCUCGACAACUUGCUUCCUACCUCCCCAGCCAGCCGGAGACGCCCGAACCCACCGAGGACCAAUUCCAAGGGCAGCCCACCCCGACCCUUUCCGUAGGGAGCUCCCCGCCCCGAGGAGGGCCGGCCAGCAAUGCAGUGACCCCGGCGGAGGCCAAAGGCAGCCCCCAGACCUUGGGUUCCACAGAGUUGAAAGGGUCCUUGUCCUCCCUGGCCGACAGCGUGGGGACAUCGGCCGUCACCCCAGACCAGGACUCCUACUCCACCAGCAGCACCGAGGACGACCCGGAUCACUUCAGCAGCCCCAGCGUGAAAAAGAAGUCCUCCAUGAUCCUGGACAAGGCCAAACACCGGCUGUCCUUCGUGAGCCUCUCCAACGUCUUCAACGCCUUCCUCUCCAGCAACCGCAAGUUACAGAAGAAAGUGGUGGAGUUGGCCCAGGACAACCACUCAUACUUCGGCAACCUGGUCCAGGACUACAAGGUGUACAGCUUGGAGAUGAUGGCCAAGCAGAGCUCCAGCACCGAGAUGCUUCAGGAGAUCCGCAUGAUGAUGACUCAGCUGAAGAGCUAUCUGCUGCAGAGCACCGAGCUCAAGUCCCUGGUGGACCUUGCCCUGCAUUCCGAGGAGGAACUGGAAGCCAUCGUGGAAUCAGCCUUAUAUAAAUGUGUGCUGAAGCCUCUGAAGGAAGCCAUCAAUUCACACCUCCAGGAGAUCCACAGCAAGGAUGGGACCCUCCAGCAACUAAAGGGGAAUCAGUUAGUCAUCUUGGCCACCACCACCACUGACCUGGGGGUGACAACCAGUGUGCCAGAAGUGUCUGUCAUGGAGAAGAUCCUUCACAAGUUCACCAGCAUGCACAAGGCCUACUCUCCCGAGAAGAAGAUUGCCAUCCUGCUUAAGUCCUGCAAGCUCAUCUAUGACUCCAUGGCCUUAGGGAACCCAGGGAAACCGUAUGGAGCCGAUGACUUUCUCCCAGUCCUCAUGUACGUCCUAGCCCGAAGCAACCUGACAGAAAUGCUUCUCAAUGUUGAAUACAUGAUGGAACUCAUGGACCCAGCCCUGCAGCUAGGGGAAGGUUCCUAUUAUCUCACCACAACCUACGGGGCCCUGGAACAUAUCAAGAACUACGACAAGAUCACCGUCACUAGGCAGCUCAGUGUGGAGGUCCAGGAUUCCAUCCACCGCUGGGAACGCCGCCGGACCCUCAACAAGGCCCGAGCCUCUCGCUCAUCUGUGCAGGACUUCAUCUGCAUCUCCUUCCUGGAGCCUGACAAUCAAGCACGAACUUUGGCAUCUAAGUCCGACACGUUGGCCGAACAGCUAAGAGCCCAGUGUGCCGAGAAAUUCGAAGUGGAUCAGCACCAAGACUAUAGACUCUUUGUUCUGGUGGAUGGCAAGUGCUUCCAACUGGCAGAUGACUCACUUCCCCACCACAUCAAAGCCUACCUACUGAAGAGUGAGCCCAAGAGAGAUUUCCAUUUUAUUUAUAAAGCAGUAGACAGAGGGGAGACUCAGACCCCCACUGUAAAGGAACCAAACUUUCUCUAAGAGUAAGGUUGUCCUUGCAUUUCCGAAUGAAUAAGAAGCAGAGGUAUGUGCCUGUGAAGUGUUUACAGAGUUGGUAGAUUCAAGUCUGAGAUUUGGAUCUCAUUAAGAUGCAGUAUUUCCCCAACAUCCUUGCUCCUAUUAGAAGAAAACCAUUGUGGACCAACCAGGGCAAUAACGUGUUCUAUGCACAUGUGCACAGAGCCUUUGGAACUUAGAAUCAUAGACUUUCUAAUUAUACAUUAAAAGCAUCUGGUCCAGCCUCCCUCAUUUUUUUUUAAACCUUUACCUUCUGUCUUGGAGUCAAUACUGUGUAUUGGUUCCAAGGCAGAAGAGCGGUAAGGGCUAAGCAAUGGGGGUCAAGUGACUUGUCUAGGGUCACACAGCCGGGAAGUGUUUGAGGCCAGAUUUGAACCCAGGACCUCCCAUCUCUAGGCCUGACUCUCCAUCCACUGAGCUACCCAGCUGCCCCCCCUCCCUCAUUUUAAAAAGAAUUUCCCAUAAAAGGGAAAUUACUUUACUCAGUAGGGUCACACAGCUAGUGAGAAGUAAAGCUGGAAUUUUUCAAACUUAGGUUUCCUGUUUCCAAACCUCCUAAAGCUCUCUCCACUAGGGCUUCUCCCUGGGCCAGCGAGCUUUCAACCAGGAAAAAAGUUCAUUGAAGAAAUGACUCCUAAAUUAUAAUAGGCCUAGAACUGCCUGAGCUUGGAGGAAGGUGGGAAGAGGAUCAUGGUUCUGCGGCCCCGGUCCAGCUUCAAGACCAGCAAGGCGACGGCAGUUGGCCGGGUGUGAAUUCCUGUCCUGGGCCCUCCGUGAAUCUCCCCUCUUGAAGUAGAGCCCCUGUGUGAGUGCUCAGGUAGACUGCCCAGAGGUGGGCUAGCACACCAAAUGUCCUCUCCAGUGUGAAGGGAAGACAUCACUCUAGUAAGCAGGCUUUAGGAAUGCUCAGGUCCUUCCUGGGAGACAGAAGGGAGACUUUGCCACUGUCGCUUCAACUGGACACCUCAGGGGCUAAGCCAGAGCCAGAGGAAGGGGCAGUCCCGUGGCCUUUGACCCCGCUGUCCUCAGGAUGUUUGUCUCAUCACAAUGAAGAAUGGAGCCCCACCCCCUACCAGUUAUCCAUCUCGAGGGAUUGGAAAACUGACAGGAACUUCCCUCUUGUUGACACAGAUUAGGAGGCAUAUGGGGACCCGGGGAUGAGGGGGCGCUGUGUGUGUAAAGUACUUUGGGGAAUUCAAUAAACAUAAUCUUGAACCCGAUAUCCUCUGGCCUGAACAUUGAAGAGUCAAGAUACAGGGCCAAGAUCUCCUGAGAUAAGUGCUAACUAUGGAAAGGAAGCCCCACACCUCUUCGCUUUUGUGCUUUUAAUCCCCUCCUAGUGGUACUCAUGUUUUCUGUUUCAAACUGUAAAGCUAGAAAGCUGCUCCUAUUCGGUGGUCUCCUCUCUCACCUUCCCUAACGAGCCUCAAGUUGGUUGGGAUCCCAAAUUGUUCCCGUCUCCAGGAUCCAGGAUCAUCUUGACUCCUAGAAACCAGGAAGUCAUGUAUCCACCAGCCCCCAUACAAGCAUACAAGAUAAACUAUUCCUUUAAAUCUGUGAUAGCUAAUGAAGAGUCAAUAAGUGCCAAGGACAGCGCUAGGCACUGGAGAUACAAAGACAAAAGUUUAAAUAGUCCCUGACCUCCAAGAAUCUAGCACAUUAGGGACCAAUUAAUCAAUGCAUUUAUAUAUAUAUUAAAUGCGCACCACCACUACUACUUACUAGACCUGGGCUCAGGAGGACAAGAGUUCAAAUAGAGCCUCUGAUAUUUAUUAGCUAUGAGGUCCUAAGCCAAUCACGUCACUUCUGUCUGCCUCAGUUUCUUCCUCUGAAAAAUAGAGAUGAUAACACUUACCUUCCAGGGUUGUUGUUGGAUUAAAUGAGCUUUUUUGUCAAGUGCUUUGCAAGCUUUAAAGCUCUACACAAAUGUUGGCCAUCGUGAUUAUCACUGUGUGCCAGGCACGGUGCUAUGAGUUAGACAGAAAUGAAACGGUUUCUCUCAGGGAGUUUACAUUUGAUCAGAACACCCCCGCACACGCUCCUCGCCAGUCUCAGCUGAAGUUAUAGCAUGUAAAGAGUAAUGAAGAGAAAACAGGAAGAGUAAGGUUUUACAUCUUCUAUCCUAAAUGCUGUUCAGUCAUGUCUGAUCCUGUAACCCCAUUUGGGGUUUUCUUGGCAGAGAUACUGAAGUGGUUUGCUAUCUUCUUCUGCUGCUCAAUUCAUAGUUAAGGAAACUGAGGCAAACAGGGUUCAAUGACCUAAAUGAUAAUUGAGUCUAACAGAUGAAGAAAACAGGUCCUGAGAGGGGAAAUUAUGUGCCCAAAGUAAUUCACUAAACGGCCAGCAGACAUUUACUAAGUACUGUGAUAGGCUCAGCGGGGCAUUAAAAAUAGAUGACAAAAUCUUCCCUGAGGAAGUUUCCAGUUUUAUAGGAUACGACACAUAUAAGAAGAACUAGUUAGAAUAGAAAAUGGGAAAUGAUGAGUCAAAAAAGAUCUCUCCAAAAUGCCCUGGGUUUCCACAUCCAACAUGGAGGAGCAGGGAAGACAUUAAGGAAGAGGUGCCAUUGGAUCUGGGCUUUGAAGGAUGGGAAAGGAUUUCAGUAAUUGAAAUGGAAGGAAAGACCUUUCAGGUGGAUUGAAUUCUGUGAGUAAAGGUCAAAAGUCCUGAAGAAUUCAGGCUGCCAAUAAUAAAUGAGAUGAACAUGGAAAAAUAGAUUGAGGCCAGAGCAUGGAGGUCUGAACAAGGAAGCUGUUGUUUAAGCGUGUCCAGUUUGUGAUCUUAUCUGGGGUUUUCUUGGCAAAGACCGAAGUAGUUCGAUAGAGGGAGAUAAGGAAGGAGUGGAUUCCAACUUCAGAGGACAGUAAGAGAUAGAGUGUCAUAUGUAAGGAGUAAGAAAGAGUUUGACUGAAGAAAAACAACUGGUUGAUCAUAAGGUUCGAUGGGGAUAGGAUUGGGGAUGUAGACUCUAAGUGAUCACCCUGGUACAAAUAUUAAUAAUAAGGAAACAGGUCUUGAUCAAUGACACAUGUAAAACCCAGUGGAAUUGCACAUCGGCUACAGGAGGGGGUUGGGAGGAGGGGAGGAAAAGAACAUGAAUCAUGUAACCAUGGAAAAAUUUUCCAAAUGAAUUAAAUAAACUUGAAAAAUUAAAAUAAAAAAAAA
Molecule: messenger RNA, 8006 nt
Organism: Monodelphis domestica (gray short-tailed opossum)
Lineage: Eukaryota; Metazoa; Chordata; Mammalia; Didelphimorphia; Didelphidae
Gene: RIN3
Product: Ras and Rab interactor 3
Biological process (GO): vesicle-mediated transport; signal transduction
Cellular component (GO): endocytic vesicle; cytosol
Molecular function (GO): guanyl-nucleotide exchange factor activity; small GTPase binding
Source: RefSeq, a predicted model, not a curated record